AUCGACACAGGUUUCGCUCCAUGAGCUUGACACAUGCGCCGGUCACCGGUGUGUCGGUGUUGCUGGACCCAUCACUACUUGAGGUGGUAACGACCACGCGGGGAUAUCUCCUCCUGAGACGGCCUCUGGAGCAGUCACCUAACGGUUCCGGCGAGCAUCGCCACAACAUCGACAGAACCAAGGCAGUUUUGCGGCAAAAGUUACACUGCAAAAGGAUGAGCGGGGAUGACCUGAACCCAGCUGCAAUGGCUCAGCCUGUAGAGGAUGUUCAAGGUGAUGGACGCUGGCUGUCUCAGCAUUCAAGGUUUGUGCAGGAGUGCAAAGAUGGGGAACCAGAUGUCCUGUUUGUGGGGGACUCUAUGAUCCAACUAAUGCAGCAGUUUGAGGUGUGGGGGGAAUGUUUCUCUCCUCUUCACGCUCUCAACUUUGGCAUUGGGGGUGACACCACCUGUAACGUGCUGUGGAGGCUGCAGAACGGAGAGCUGGAGAACAUCUGUCCCAAGGUGGUAGUAUUGUGGGUAGGAACCAACAAUUAUGAGCACUCAGCAGAGCAGGUUGCUGGAGGAAUUCUUGCCAUUGCACAACUUCUCACCUCUCGCCUACCUAAAGCAAAGGUAGUUGUACUGGGUUUGUUGCCUCGAGGGGAGCAUCCCAACCCACUGAGGGAGAAGAACUCUGCUGUAAACAAGCUCCCUUCUCUCGGCCUGGCACCACGGCUUGGCCAGGCUCAGCUCUUGGAUCUGAGCGGAGAGUUGGUCCACUCAGACGGAACCGUUAGCUCCCAGGACAUGUUCGACUACCUCCACCUGACGUCGGCGGGUUACCGCCUUGUCACCAAGCCCCUCUAUGACCUGCCUCAGAUCCUGGAGGAGACGCCCGAGGAGAGAAGGGCAUCACUGGUUUGAGGGCUGGAGAAGGGCUGCACAUCCCACCUAGGAGCACGCUCGCCCCCAGCUGCUGUGGGGUGGGGAGGCGUGCUCCUGGUACCUGGAGGAGGACGGGUUGAUGGAGUGAAGGUGUGAAGAGGGAGAGAGAUAUAAACUACAGAUAUAAACACUGAUUAGAGCAGGAAUAUUUAUUGGAAAACAUCACCACCAUCUCACUUCUGCAGUAACCACACAAAUCCAUCCAGUCACAACCUUUAGUUGGCUACAAGCAGAAUUCUGUGUGCUGCAGUCCCAGUUGGAAUGAUGUCACAAAGCCCUCAGCGGGAUGUGACACUAUCCUGUCUGAGCAGAAAGCACAUGUUGACUCCUGACUUUUGCAGCUUUGUUGCAGCUCAGCGUGCAUGGUAAAACAAUUCUCUGUGACUCCAUAUCAUGUGUGUACUUCCACAUCUCGUCUUCCAAACACCCUCAGCAAGCGAGAAGCUUUGGUUCCAUCCAGAAAGUUUGUUUUGGUAAGCAACGUGUCGCAGAUCAGGGUUAAACGACCAUGAUGUCAGUAUGGGGUGCAGUGUGUACAUUAAUGAGUCGUCCUACGCCGCUCACUCUGAUGUUCCUCAUGUACAGUCUGACUAUGCCAUAGUAUUUUAGCAUUGUCAGCUGAUUGUAUAGAUACUUUCCCUUCUCUCCUCCUGGAAUCCUCACCCCUCCCCAAUUGUAGUGGUAAAUAGUUUUCAGUAAUGAAAGCAAAUCCACGUGAUUAAGCUAAUACUAUCAUGCUAGCCGCUAGAAGGCAAUCACAGACCGCCGAUGAAGGUGAAAUCAUGGGUGAGCUUUUUGCUGCAGACAAUAGGAAUCCAAACUCCUGUCGACACAAUGCUGUCGUACACACUAGUGUGGUGUGUUAAAUGUAAAUAGUGUGUGUCUGUGCCUUAAGUGUUUGCGAGGGAUGGUUGUGAAUGUGUGUGUGUGUGUUUGGAGGACUGAUCGUGUACAGGAUAUACGAGGAAAGAUUGAAGCAAACAUUUGCACUGUUAUGGCUUGUUAUCAUGUUACUGAGGUCAAACAUUCCAAUAAAAAUAAACCUGACCAUG
This is a messenger RNA of Nothobranchius furzeri (turquoise killifish), 1978 nucleotides long. Lineage: Eukaryota; Metazoa; Chordata; Actinopteri; Cyprinodontiformes; Nothobranchiidae. The record is from RefSeq and is a predicted model, not a curated record.